CUCCCGCGCGGGCAUCUAGGCGCGCCUCGCCACCGCCCUCCUAGGCUGAGCGAGUACUGCCAGCUCUGGGCGGGGUCCUGCGGUUGUGAUAGGCUCCUCCUACCCGGCUCCUCCCCUCCCCCUCGGGCCCUCCUGCGCUAACAGUGCUCCUCCGGGCCCCUGCGCCUGCUCCCAGCCAUGGUGGCCAGGCUCACCGCUUUCCUCGUUUGCCUCGUUUUCUCCUUGGCCACCCUGGUUCAGAGAGGAUAUGGAGAUGUGGAUGGUCUUAAUCUGGAGGAUGCACUGAAAGAAACUUCCUCAGUAAAGCAGAGAUGGGACCAUUUCAGCACCACGACUAGGAGGCCAGUAACAACCAGAGCCCCAGCAAAUCCAGCAGAGAGAUGGGACCAUGUCGCUACUACAACUAGAAGGCCAGGAACAACUAGAGCACCAUCAAAUCCUAUGGAUGGGUUUAACUUGGAAGAUGCCUUGGAUGAUCGAAAUGACCUAGAUGGCCCCAAAAAGCCAAGUGCAGGAGAAGCGGGAGGUUGGUCAGACAAGGAUCUUGAAGACAUCGUGGAAGGCGGGGGAUACAAACCUGACAAGAAUAAAGGUGGUGGUGGUGGUGGUUAUGGCAGCAACGAUGACCCUGGAUCUGGCAUAUCGACAGAAACUGGCACCAUUGCAGGUGUGGCCAGUGCCCUUGCUAUGGCCUUGAUUGGAGCUGUAUCCAGCUACAUCUCCUACCAGCAGAAGAAGUUUUGCUUCAGCAUUCAGCAUGCAGCAGAAGGUCCAGAGGGUCUCAAUGCAGACUACGUGAAGGGGGAGAACCUGGAAGCUGUUGUGUGUGAGGAACCCCAAGUGACAUACUCAAAACAAGAAACACAGUCUGCAGAACCCCCACCACCUGAGCCACCCCGGAUUUGAGGCAGGUGCUUAUGAAGGAAGCCACCGCUUGUGACCCAGCUCCGGAUUUCAUUUGCUAAUCCUUUGCCCAAGUUUCUUCCCAUGCCACUGGCUGCUUAUUGUACUGAGUUUUCUGGACAAGCCUUAGGUGUUCAUGAGUGUGGUUUCUGUGCCCUGUCCUGCAGACUGCGGUGACUGCUCUGCCAUGGGUCCUCUAAAGAGGCUUGGUGCUGAGACUUGAGACCCAGAUUCAGCAGAUUACUAGCACCAGCGUUGAAAGUUUCUGGGUGAUAGAGACAGCUGGAUUCAGCCUUAGCAUGGGAAAAGGAGGAUGCCCAAGGUGGGGGUGGACCAGAGGAUGGUUUGGGCAGCACUGCAGACCAUUUCUGGUUAAGCAGUCUCUAGGUACUAUGAAACCCUUUAUCUACAUGCUAUAGUGGGUUGUUGUGGUGCUGAGCACUGAGAGCUGGGAGGAGUAUGCUCAACUGGCAUCUGGUGCAUAUGAAACCCAUUUUAAGACAAAUCAGACAGCAACAAGCUGCAACACACAUACAUGUACACACACACAUACACACACCACGUGUGUGCACAAACACAUAACACCUAGGCACUUUUAAAAAAUUGAUUGUUCUUCCAGACUUCAUGUUUCAUAUUGUUCAGCUUCCAGAGAGCUUGUCCAGGUGAAGGCUCUUCAGUGAUUUUAGUGCAAGCAUGGUCUCACAAUAGUCUUAUCCCAAGAUUAGGAAUAAGGAACAUGUGGGAGCUGUGACUUGCGGCUUGAUUCCCAUCAGAUUGUGUAGGGAUCUCCGGCUGGCCUGGUAACGGGUCUUGGAAGUCACACCUACAAAUGAACUUUCUCCCAGGUCAGGGUAGGUGUUUACACUACCCUGUACAUGAUCUUAUUUAAGUAGCAAGAGCUACAGAUCCUGAGGAUGAAUGUGAAAACCAGAUGCAUGCUUGUUGUUUAUUAGAAGUGGAUGGGGAAGG
This is a messenger RNA of Mus pahari (shrew mouse), 1872 nucleotides long. RefSeq names its product CD99 molecule like 2 (gene Cd99l2). The transcript is spliced from 11 exons. The coding region runs from base 178 to 906 and encodes 242 amino acids. Lineage: Eukaryota; Metazoa; Chordata; Mammalia; Rodentia; Muridae. The record is from RefSeq and is a predicted model, not a curated record.